ACUUCCGUAGUUGCUUAGAUCACAGGCUACUGCGGAAUGAACAGAGGCUGCGGGGGGAGCAGCUCUGCGGCUUCGCUUGUCAUUUUUUUUUUUUUUCCUGUGCUCUGUUUUUAUGAGCGAAGGUUAAAAUGCGGAGAUUGGCUGUGUAGAGGAGCAAACCUCUGUCCGUCUGUGCAGGGUGGUGACUGUUAGAAUACUUCUAAAUGAGCCUUGAAAGAAGCUGUUUCAUUCUCCCAGAUAGUUCUGAAAUAGCCUGUUCACACGCACAGCUUUUACGUGUGCUUGGUGUGUGUAUGUUUUCGUUUUAAAUAGCCGUUACUUUUUUUUUUGCUUGUUAAACUAAUGAGUGAGGACAAAAUAUUCGUAAAAGAUUAAAUGCAUUUUUAUGAUGUCUUUAAAGCCGCCGUCCUCUUCUGUUAAACGUAUUCCUGUAGAGUCUACUGAUUUUUGAGAAUGGAAUUGAUUGCAUCGGCAGUUAGUUGUUAGAUUUUUUUUUCUUAAGGUGUAUUCUGCUCUCUGAAGACAAGUGUCACGUGAGUAUUUUUUGUAAAAGUCCUAAAUGAAUAAAUUGGUUCUGGUUUAGGAGCAUCAGGCCGGACAUUUUUUAGGUUUUAGUAACUGCUUAUCAUUUCCCAGAAAUGAAGAUAUGAAAAAUUGAUAUCUCGGAGAGUCACAUUUUCAGUCCUUUUGUAAAUUAGGAUCUCCUGCCAGGGUAGUCACGGUUUGGUGGCUGUGUAUUCCCUCUCUGGAUGUAGCCCGACAUGAGAAAGUUUACAUUCCAGCACUGAGAAGUUGCAUUCCACUGGGCAGUUCUGACGUCCCACAGGAAUGCGGAGGCCCACACAAAGGGCAAGCUCAGGGCCACCGACGGAAGAGGCUUCCGUGCUCAGCGGCUGCCUUUCGUGGAAACCCACGCUCACAGCAAGUGCUCAUGACUCAACUUGGAUGGGGAAGAUGUGGUCACAGGGACGCGGGACAGGAUGGCCUUCCCUCAGAAGGAGCCCGCAAAACCCUGUCGGGUGAAUCGCAGCCUGUGGGUAUUUAUGAAAACUAGUUUUGGCAAGCGUUCUGCAGGAAGCUUUAGGCGUGGCUGUGAAUGCAUUGUGUUAGAGCCUUCUGAAAUGAUUGUGGUAGACUAUAUGGAUGAAAAUGAAGAGUAUUUUCAGCGUCAAGCUUCUCAUCGACAGUCGCGAAGGAGAUUUAGAAAAAUCAACCAGAAAGGGGAAAGACAAACGAUUAUUGAUACUGUGGAUCCUUAUCCUGUGGGCAAACCACCUUUGCCUAGAGGCUAUCAUACGGAAUGCACUAAAUCUCAGCUUCCUGCAGAUUUCACAAAGCUACACCUCACCGACAGCCUCCACCCACAGGUGACUCACGUCUCCUCCAGCCACUCAGGAUGUAGCAUCACCAGUGAUUCUGGAAGCAGCAGUCUUUCUGACAUCUACCAGGCCACAGAAAGCGAGGCUGGUGAGAUGGACCUGAGUGGGUUACCGGAGACAGCAGUGGAUUCCGAAGACGAUGAUGACGAAGAGGACAUCGAGAGAGCCUCGGACCCUCUGAUGAGCAGGGACAUCGUGCGAGACUGCCUGGAGAAGGACCCCAUUGACAGGACGGACGACGACAUCGAGCAACUCCUUGAAUUCAUGCACCAGCUGCCGGCUUUUGCCAACAUGACGAUGUCGGUGAGGCGGGAGCUCUGCGCUGUGAUGGUGUUUGCGGUGGUGGAAAGAGCUGGGACCAUCGUGUUAAACAACGGUGAAGAGCUGGACUCCUGGUCAGUGAUUCUGAAUGGUUCUGUGGAAGUGACUUACCCAGAUGGAAAAGCAGAAAUACUAUGUAUGGGAAAUAGCUUCGGUGUCUCUCCUACUAUGGACAAGGAGUACAUGAAAGGAGUGAUGAGGACAAAGGCGGAUGACUGCCAGUUUGUCUGCAUAGCCCAGCAAGAUUACUGCCGUAUCCUCAACCAAGUAGAAAAGAACAUGCAAAAAGUUGAAGAGGAAGGAGAGAUCGUCAUGGUGAAGGAACACCGAGAGCUCGAUCGAACGGGAACAAGGAAGGGGCACAUCGUCAUCAAGGGCACCUCGGAAAGAUUAACGAUGCAUUUGGUGGAGGAGCAUUCGGUGGUGGAUCCGACGUUCAUAGAGGACUUCCUGUUGACCUAUAGGACUUUCCUCUGCAGCCCGAUGGAAGUGGGCAAAAAGUUGUUGGAGUGGUUUAAUGACCCGAGCCUCAGGGAUAAGGUUACACGGGUAGUAUUAUUGUGGGUGAAUAAUCACUUCAAUGACUUUGAAGGGGAUCCCGCGAUGACUCGAUUUCUAGAAGAAUUUGAAAAUAAUCUGGAAAGAGAGAAAAUGGGUGGACAUCUAAGGCUGUUAAAUAUUGCUUGUGCUGCUAAAGCAAAAAGAAGAUUGAUGACACUUACAAAACCAUCCCGAGAAGCUCCCUUGCCUUUCAUCUUGCUCGGAGGCUCAGAGAAAGGAUUUGGAAUCUUUGUUGACAGUGUAGAUUCAGGUAGCAAAGCCACCGAGGCAGGCUUGAAACGAGGGGACCAGAUAUUAGAAGUAAAUGGUCAAAACUUUGAAAAUAUUCAGCUGUCAAAAGCCAUGGAAAUUCUUAGAAAUAACACACACUUAUCUAUCACUGUGAAAACCAAUUUAUUUGUAUUUAAAGAACUUCUAACAAGAUUGUCAGAAGAGAAGAGAAAUGGUGCCCCUCACCUCCCUAAAAUUGGAGACAUCAAAAAGGCCAGUCGCUACUCCAUUCCAGACCUCGCUGUAGACGUAGAACAGGUGAUAGGACUUGAAAAAGUAAAUAAGAAAAGUAAAGCCAACACUGUUGGGGGAAGGAACAAGCUAAAAAAGAUACUGGACAAGACUCGGAUUAGUAUCUUGCCACAAAAACCAUAUAACGACAUCGGGAUUGGUCAGUCUCAGGAUGACAGCAUAGUCGGAUUAAGGCAGACCAAGCACAUUCCGACCGCGCUGCCCGUCAGUGGAACCUUAUCAUCCAGUAACCCUGACUUACUGCAGUCCCAUCAUCGCAUCUUAGACUUCAGUGCCACUCCUGACUUGCCAGAUCAAGUGCUAAGGGUUUUCAAGGCUGACCAGCAAAGCCGAUACAUCAUGAUCAGUAAGGACACCACGGCGAAGGAAGUGGUCAUUCAGGCCAUCCGGGAGUUUGCUGUGACCACCACCCCAGAUCAGUACUCACUCUGUGAGGUCUCUGUCACACCAGAGGGAGUGAUCAAACAAAGAAGACUUCCGGAUCAGCUUUCCAAACUGGCCGACAGAAUACAGCUGAGUGGAAGGUAUUACUUGAAAAACAACAUGGAGACGGAGACCCUUUGUUCGGACGAAGAGGCCCAGGAGCUGCUGAGGGAGAGUCAGAUCUCCCUGCUGCAUCUCAGCACCGUAGAGGUGGCCACGCAGCUCUCCAUGCGCAACUUUGAGCUCUUCCGCAACAUCGAACCCACUGAGUAUAUAGAUGACUUAUUUAAGCUCAAAUCGAAAGCCAGCUGUGCCAACCUGAAGAAAUUCGAGGAAGUCAUCAACCAGGAGACGUUUUGGGUGGCCUCUGAGAUUCUGCGGGAGGCGAACCAGCUGAAGAGGAUGAAGAUCAUUAAGCAUUUCAUCAAGAUAGCUCUGCACUGCAGGGAGUGCAAGAAUUUUAACUCCAUGUUUGCAAUCAUCAGCGGCCUAAACCUGGCCCCAGUGGCAAGACUGCGAACCACCUGGGAAAAACUUCCCAAUAAAUACGAAAAGCUGUUUCAAGAUCUCCAAGACCUGUUCGAUCCUUCCAGAAACAUGGCAAAAUACCGCAACGUCCUCAACAGCCAAAACCUACAGCCUCCCAUCAUCCCCCUGUUCCCGGUGAUCAAGAAGGAUCUCACGUUCCUUCACGAGGGGAACGACUCCAAAGUCGACGGGCUGGUCAAUUUUGAGAAGCUAAGAAUGAUUGCAAAAGAAAUUCGUCACGUUGGCCGAAUGGCCUCUGUGAACAUGGACCCUGCCCUCAUGUUCAGGACUCGGAAGAAGAAGUGGAGGAGUCUGGGGUCUCUCAGCCAGGGUAGUACAAACGCAACAGUGCUAGACGUUGCUCAGACAGGUGGUCACAAAAAGCGGGUGCGUCGUAGCUCCUUUCUCAAUGCCAAAAAGCUUUACGAGGAUGCCCAAAUGGCUCGAAAAGUGAAGCAGUACCUGUCCAAUUUGGAGCUGGAGAUGGACGAGGAGAGCCUUCAGACGUUAUCCCUGCAGUGCGAGCCGGCCACCAACACAUUGCCCAAGAAUCCCGGUGACAGAAAGCCUGUCAAGGCCGACACCUCCCCGGUGGCCCCGAGGGCAGGGCUGCAGCCGAAGCCGCCGCCGCAGGCUCCGCAGCCAUCGCAGAGGCCCAGCCCGGGGCUGCAGCUUCCCGCCGUGCCCCUCUAUCCUUCGCGGAAGAAAGUGCCCCUACGGGAUCUCCCGCCUUUCGGUAUAAACUCUCCACAGGCUUUAAAGAAGAUUCUUGCUCUGUCUGAAGAGGGGAGCCUGGAGCGUCCCAAGAGGCUGGCGGAAGACACGGUAUCGAAUGCGUCCUCGCAGCUCUCCUCCCCGCCCACCUCCCCGCAGAGCUCGCCACGGAAAGGCUACACUUUGGCUCCGAGUGGCACCGUGGAUAACUUCUCAGAUUCCGGCCACAGCGAAAUCUCCUCGCGGUCCAGUAUCGUCAGCAACUCCUCCUUCGACUCGCUGCCCGUCUCGCUGCCCGACGAACGGCGCCAGAGGCCACCGACCGGCACUGUGGAGAGCAGCCUGGCCGCAGGCCGGCUGGAGAGGCGGCCGGCGGGGGAGCCCGAGCAGUGCAGCCUGGGGUCCUGCGCACCGCUGUCCGAGAGCCGGGGCCUGUAUGCUGCAGCUACAGUGAUCUCUUCUCCCAGCACAGAGGAGCUUUCCCAAGACCAGGGGGACCGAGCCUCACUUGACGCAGCUGACAGUGGCCGAGGGAGCUGGACGUCGUGCUCCAGCGGCUCCCAUGAUAACAUCCAGACCAUCCAGCACCAGAGGAGCUGGGAGACGCUGCCCUUCGGGCACACUCACUUUGAUUAUUCAGGGGACGCCGCAGGGUUAUGGGCCUCAAGCAGCCACGUGGACCAAAUCAUGUUUUCCGACCAUAGCACAAAGUAUAACAGGCAGAGUCAAAGCCGAGAGAGUCUCGAUCAAGCCCAGUCCCGGGCGAGCUGGGCCUCCUCCACGGGGUACUGGGGAGAAGACUCGGAGGGGGACACAGGCACAAUCAAGCGAAGGGGGGGGAAGGACGUUUCCCUCGAAGCUGAAAGCAGCAGCAUGAUGUCUGCGCCCGCCGAAGAAGCCAAGCCCGUCGCCAUGGCUGCCCACGUGGCCGUGCCGCCCAGCGCCACCAAGGGGCUUAUGGCGAGGAAGGAGGGCCGCUACCGGGAGCCGCCGCCCACCCCGCCGGGAUACGUGGGCAUCCCCAUCACCGACUUCCCCGACGCCCACCCGCACCCCGCCCGGAAGCCGCCGGACUACACCGUGGCGCUGCAGCGCUCCAGGAUGCUGGCCCGGCCGGCCGAGACCCCCGCUCCGGGCGGCGCCAGGCCCGCCCCGCGGCCGCAGUGGCACCGGCCCGGCGACGACCCGCGCCCCGGCCCCUGCGCGCCCCCGGGCCUUGCCGCCGAGGAGGACGAAGAUGAACAAGUGUCUGCGGUUUGAGGCACGGGCUUCUCUGUACCCGUGUCGGCCACCCACAGGAGAGCACAAGAAGACGUCCCCUAGCGUCAGAGCCUUGGGACUCACACUCUGAGGAUGGUGGACCAGUUUGCCUCCUUCCCUGCCUUAAAAGCAGCAUGGGGCUCCUUCCCCCCUUCUUCCUGUCCCCUCUGCAUGUGAAAUACUGUGAAGAAACCGCCCUGGCACUUUUCCGCCUUGUUGCUUGAAUGCACAGCGCAGCGUCUCCAAGCCCCUGUGGCUGCCUGCCACGUCACACAGCGUCAUUCCAGACUCCAAGGUCAUCACCACCCGUGAGUCACUCUGGCUGCACUUCUCCACGCCUGGAAGGAGUUUUUAAAAAAAUCUUCCUUUUAGAUUUCAGUCCAGUCCUAGCACUUGGUUUCAUUGGAAUCGUGAGAAAAGCCAGCCAUGCAACUACUUGGCGUCUUUUAACCCACCCAGGAAGACAAAGGAAAACAAUGAAAUCCUUUGAGUACAGUGCUCGUCCACUUGUUUACAGUGCCCUCCUCCUUUUUUUGGGUUUUUUUUUCUUUUCUUUUAAAUGAGUUUAAUGAUUGUGUUCAGAGAGUAAAUAUUAUAUCCAUUUAAUGAUUUUACAGUAUUAUUUUGAACCUUUAAGUAGGGUUGCCAGCCGGGGUUUCUCAAAAACCAAAUAUGCCGGACAGGGUGUGGCCACACCAGGGAGAGGGAAGGCCGGCCCACAGCCCCGCUUCCUGUGUCCCGGCCGUGCCCGGGAAGUGCCCUAUCCUGGAAGCGGGAGAUGUUAGCCAAUUACCUGGAUCCCAAGGCCCCGGGCCCUCCUUCCCCAGGGGCUGGGGCUCUCCACUGUUUGCACAUGGCCGGGGAGGAAACUGGGACUCUUGCGUCCUGCGUCUGAGCCUAUGGAGCACAGGGCAGUGUCCCCCGAGGGCGUGCCCUGCUCCAGCGAGACAGACGGCAAACCCCACGUUUUUUUAAAUUAUGUUUCUUUGAUUUCUGUUUAUUUAGUUUUAGGGAUUCUCUUGCUUGUUUUCAAAGAGAAACGUUUAUAACUGGAUAGCAUUGCAGUGCAAGCAGCUUGGGGUGUUGGCGCUAAUGCCAGCUGUCCAUACUGCUCUUUCAAGACAGCCUCCCCGUAUCGAUCCAUCGCCAUGAGGGAAUAAACAAGCCUUUAACGUGAAGAUGAUCAAAAGAUCCAAAACCCAGUGCGAUCCGCCAGCCUUUGUCUGCAAGGCGGGUUGGUCGCCGAAGACUGACCCGUAAGUGGCUUUACGGACGCCGAGACGGAGAAGGCCUGAGUGUAGCAACCACGUGUUCACAGCUGC
Physeter macrocephalus (sperm whale) is the source of this 7030-nucleotide messenger RNA. It is a transcript of the gene RAPGEF2, whose product is annotated as Rap guanine nucleotide exchange factor 2. The transcript is spliced from 27 exons. Bases 981 to 5708 code for a protein of 1575 amino acids. Gene Ontology annotation, molecular function: guanyl-nucleotide exchange factor activity; protein binding. NCBI's taxonomy places the organism in Eukaryota, Metazoa, Chordata, Mammalia, Artiodactyla, Physeteridae. Gene Ontology annotation, biological process: small GTPase-mediated signal transduction. The record is from RefSeq and is a predicted model, not a curated record.